Molecule: messenger RNA, 861 nt
Organism: Humulus lupulus (European hop)
Lineage: Eukaryota; Viridiplantae; Streptophyta; Magnoliopsida; Rosales; Cannabaceae
Product: protein DJ-1 homolog D-like
Exons: 6
Coding region: 1-861 (286 amino acids)
Molecular function (GO): catalytic activity
Source: RefSeq, a predicted model, not a curated record
AUGGAAGAUUACGAGAUUAAAGUUCCUUUCCAGUCUCUUGAAGCUCUAGGGUGCCAUGUUGAUGCAGUUUGCCCCAAAAAGAAGGUUGGUGAUACCUGUCGAAUUACUGUGCAUGAUUUUGAAGGUGAUCAAACAUACAGUGAAAAGACAGGCCAUGAUUUCGUGUUGACUGCUAAUUUCGAAGGUUUAGACGCAUCAAGUUAUGAUGCUCUUGUCAUCCCCGGAGGACGAGCUCCAGAGUAUCUAGCACUGGAUAAGGAAGUCAUUGCCAUAGUGAAGCACUUUAUGGAAGCCAAUAAGCCUGUUGCAUCUAUCUGCCAUGGCCAACAGAUUUUAUCUGCUGCUGGGGUCCUGCAGAACCAUUACAUUCUAUAUGAACUGAAGUCAAGUGACUUGCAUAAGGGAGCUGUAAAACUUAAUGUGGUUUUAGUAGGAGCAACUUGGUUGGAACCUGAUCCGAUCGAUCGUUGCUUCACAGAUGGAAAUUUGGCGACUGGAGUAGCUUGGCCAGGGCAGCCUGAGUUCGUUGCUGAGUUAAUGGCAUUGCUUGGCAUUAAAAUUACAGUAUCAAAGGAUGAUAGUGUCAUUCUUGAUGGCGCUGGUGACGAGAAAGAAAUUGAAGAAAGAUGUGAACAGGAGCCAGAGUCCUUAGGAUGCUUGUUAGAGUUGUCAUGGAAUGAACAGAAGUCACUGUCAUUGAAAGGGGCAACCCGUAAAUUCCUAGAAUAUGGUGAUGAAGUUAUCAUCACUAGUUUUUGCAAAAGACUGCAAAGGUCUAUGUAUAUGAAUUCAUUGCAGGGAGAUGAAUACAACAUUGGGUUCGGCACUUGCUCAGGGAAGAUCAUUCCUCCAUUGCCUUGA